Messenger RNA from Fonsecaea nubica, 1446 nucleotides. RefSeq lists its product as hypothetical. Gene Ontology annotation, molecular function: transmembrane transporter activity. The coding region runs from base 1 to 1446 and encodes 481 amino acids. Gene Ontology annotation, biological process: transmembrane transport. The record is from RefSeq and is a predicted model, not a curated record. The transcript is spliced from 2 exons. Lineage: Eukaryota; Fungi; Ascomycota; Eurotiomycetes; Chaetothyriales; Herpotrichiellaceae.
AUGUCUCCCCUCACGAGCCGCCAGAUCGAGAGCGAGGCCGAGAUCUUGGAGCUGGUUGAACCCCGUGGCAUUCUGGGUCAAGGUAUUGGAGAAUCAUCAACACAUCAACUGCAGGACAAUCCACCGCAAGAUGCUGUCCCGAUCGAAGAUGUACCUCCAAAUGGCGGCUAUGGCUGGGUGUGCACGGCCUGCGUCUUUCUGAUCAAUGCGCAUACAUGGGGACUGAACAGCGCAUGGGGGAUUUUCCUGGCCCAUUACCUCAGUAAUCCUGCCUUUCAAGACGCAUCACAUCUCGAGUAUGCCUUGAUAGGCGGUCUCUCGAUCUCUCAGUCCCUGUUGAGCGCACCGGUCGUGAACAUCUCCACGAGGAGACUCGGCAUAAAGGCCACGCUUCUUAUCGGCACCGUCUUCCUCUUUGUGGCCCUUCUCGGUGCCUCGUAUGCGACCGAGAUAUGGCAUCUCUUCCUGACACAAGGCGUCUGUGCCGGCUGGGCCAUGGGCCUCCUCUACAUCCCGGCGACUGCGGUUCUGCCACAGUGGUUCUCGACCCGUCGGAGUCUGGCGAUGGGAAUUGCGUCUUCGGGAGCUGGGCUGGGAGGGCUGGCGUACAAUCUUGCAGCAGGCCGUAUUGUCCAGAGAUUAGGUAUUGACUGGGCUUAUCGCAUAUUGGCGUUCUGCGGACUCGCCGUCAACGGGGUGUGUUCGCUGCUCCUCAAAGACCGCAACAAAGCCGUUCAACCUCUGCAGACUGCGUUCAACUACCGCGAGUACGCCCGCAUUGAGGUUAUUCUGGUGGUCAUCUGGGGAGUACUUACUGAGCUGGGCUACAUCGUGCUGCUCUACUCCCUGCCCAACUACGCGACGUCUAUCGGUCUCACGGCGGGACAAGGGUCUGUUGUCGGCGCUGUCCUCAACCUUGGCCUUGGAGUUGGCAGACCCGUCAUUGGAUAUUACUCGGAUGCUUUUGGCCGCCUCAACAUGGCGACCAUGAUGACCGCACUAUGUGGCGUUCUCUGCCUCGCCCUAUGGGUGCCCGCGAAAUCGUACGGCGUCCUCAUCGCCUUUGCCCUUGCCGCGGGCUGCGUCUGCGGCAUCUUCUGGAACACUGUCACACCGGUCACCGCUGAAGUGGUAGGGCUCAAAAGACUACCGUCGUCCUUUGGCGUCAUAUGUCUGUCCUUGGUGGUGCCCACAACAUUCGCGGAGCCGAUUGCCCUGGAGAUGGUCGGUGCGUCAGGAUAUCUCAGCUCGCAGAUCUUCGUGGGCUGUAUGUUCCUGCUCGCUGCGGCCAGUACGUGGGUACUCCGGUCGUGGAAGAUCAACCAGGUCGAAUUGAAAGCCGCAAGCGAACAGAGGAUCAGUAAUUCUCCAGCAGCUGUGCAAGACUGGACGGGCCGUGGCCAUUGGCUGACGCCGCAAAAGCUGCUCUGGUUAGGCAGGGUAUGA